AUGACGAUUAAGUUGGAACCGUCAGUAUUCUGGACAGAUAGCCAAACUGUCCUAAAAUACAUAUCAAAUGAGAAGGCUAGAUAUCCUGUGUUUGUGGCUAACCGCAUUGCAGUUAUUCGUGAUGGAUCAACAUUGGACGCAUGGCGAUAUGUGCCAGGAAAACUUAAUCCUGCCGACCAUGCAUCCAGGGGACUUAAGGCACAAGAUCUGAUGAGACAUAAGGAAUGGAUAUCAGGGCCAGAUUUCUUGGCUAUGAGCCAGAAGAAAUGGCCUGUUAUGGAAGAUAUACCACCUAAUGGCGAUACAUCGCACAAUGACAUCCAGGAAAGCCAGUGCAACGCAAUUGGAGUCAGCGAAGCAAUAGGUCAAUAUGACAGUCCUUUGAAUAGAUUAAUACGACACUACUCCGAUUGGACAAAAUUGAAAAGAGCUGUGGCAUACUAUAUCAUUCUAAAAGACAUGCUCCGAAAGGUGAAGGAAAGUCAUCUACUUACGGCUAGGAAGCUGGAGGAAGCUGGAAUUGCUAUAAUCAAAUAUGUGCAAACCACAAAUUUUCCUCAAAAGAAAUUGGGUAAAGGCAGCAAUCUAGCUAAACUAAACCCUAAACUAAAUGAGGGAAUUCUAAGAGUUGGGGGCAGAAUCGAAAAUGCACCCAUUCCCGAAAAUAUGGAACACCAGAUCAUUCUUCCAAGAGAUUAUCAUGUGACUACUCUAAUCAUCCAACACAUACACAAAAGGAUUGGCCAUCAAGGAUUAAAUCAUGUUCUGUCAGUACUAAGACAGAAGUACUGGGUAUUGAAAGUUGGACCACUAGUCCGGAGCAUUGUGAAGCAAUGUACUAUUUGCAGGCGUGUAAAAGCAAAGUCCAUUGAGCAGUUAAUGGCUAAUUUGCCGGUGGAACGUGUACAACCUGACGCACCUUUUGCGAACACCGGCAUAGACCACUUCGGCCCCUUCGAAGUUAAAUAUGGAAGAGCCUGUAGAAAAAGAUACGGGGUAAUCUUCACGUGUAUGGCAUGCAGAGCUGUACAUAUUGAAGUAGCUGCAUCGAUGGAUACCAGUUCCUGUAUUAAUGCUUUGCGCCGUUUUAUAGCAAGGCGUGGCCAAGUGAAACACAUUACCUCAGACAACGGUAAAAAUUUUGUUGGUGCCAAGGCAGAAUUUGAAUGCAUCGAUAAGAAGAAGAUGCAAGAAUUUGCAUGCAGCCGAGGGAUAGAAUUGAAAUUUAACCCGCCGUCAGCCUCCCAUUUUGGAUGCGUUUGGGAGAGGCAGAUACGGACAAUACGCCAAAUCCUCAACAGUCUGUUGAAUGAGCAGUUUAUAAAAACGACUGGAUCUGAUGAACAGUUGAACACGUUCAUGUGUGAAGUGGAGGCGAUCAUCAAUAGUAGGCCUCUAACGAGGAAUUCAGAUGAUCCAAAUGAUUUAGAUGUAAUUACUCCAAAUUCUUUGCUACUACUGCAGCCUGCAGGUAAUGCAAUUGGAGAAUUUAACGAAAAGGAUGUCUACGCACGAAAGAGAUGGAAGCAGGUUCAAUACUUAGCUGAUAUAUUCUGGAAGCUGUGGACAAAAGAAUACCUAACCACCCUACAAUUGAGACAGAAGUGGAUGAAACCAAGGAGAAAUGUGCGUGCCGGAGAUGUUGUACUCAUUAUUGAUCAGCAAGCACCUCGCAACUCAUGGCUUAUGGGUCUAGUGAUAGAAGUCUUUGCGGACAACCAUGGGCUAGUCCGAAGUGUGAAACUGAAAACCAAGUCUGGUAUACUUAAACGACCAAUCGCCAAGAUUUGUUUGCUUUUAGAAGAUAAUUCUCUGUAA
Molecule: messenger RNA, 1818 nt
Organism: Anneissia japonica
Lineage: Eukaryota; Metazoa; Echinodermata; Crinoidea; Comatulida; Comatulidae
Exons: 1
Coding region: 1-1818 (605 amino acids)
Biological process (GO): DNA integration
Molecular function (GO): nucleic acid binding
Source: RefSeq, a predicted model, not a curated record